Anastrepha obliqua is the source of this 668-nucleotide messenger RNA. RefSeq names its product lithostathine-1-like. The coding region runs from base 41 to 568 and encodes 175 amino acids. Gene Ontology annotation, biological process: biological process involved in interspecies interaction between organisms. The record is from RefSeq and is a predicted model, not a curated record. Gene Ontology annotation, cellular component: external side of plasma membrane. Gene Ontology annotation, molecular function: carbohydrate binding. The transcript is spliced from 3 exons. Lineage: Eukaryota; Metazoa; Arthropoda; Insecta; Diptera; Tephritidae.
GAAUCGCUUUAAGACGAGAUAUUUUCCCCGUAGUGGAACAAUGCAAUUUUUUAGCAAUAUUGCGUUCGCGCUGGCGCUCACUUCUCUCUUAUUUAUGCCAAUAAAUGGGCAGGACAUGGCAGACUGGGUCACAGAGGAUACCAAGUAUACAACAGUAGGUUUAAUUAAACAUGUAGCCUAUACCAAGCCGGAAACUCUUACCGAUAAUUAUAUUGUCACCCUAAUUAAGUUGAACUGGUAUGCGGCUUAUGCAUUUUGUGAGCAAAAUAACUGGAGUCUGAUCCAGAUUGAAACGGCAAAGGAUCAAUUUGAAGUGCAAAAUUAUCUCAACUUUUUUAAUCUUCAAGCUAACGACUUCUGGACAGCCGGCAACAAUUUAGCAGAUCUGCGGAACUUUCGUUGGGACUAUGAUGGAUCCCAAUUUAGGUACAUGAAUUGGGCAUUUGGUCAACCUGAGGGCAGGGGACAUUGUGUUAAAUUGAUCGAAAAUUCUUUGCAAUGGGGCGAUGAUUAUUGCGAGAAUAGUUAUCAUUUCAUAUGCCAAAGGUUUUCUCAUAAUAAUACUUAGGCAACAUAGGGAUAUGUGGAUACAUAGGAAAUCACCUGUAGUGUUUGUGGAAAACUUUCAAAUAAAGUUUAUAAUCAAGUUUUAAUAACGUCGUCCUACA